AUGGCGACACCAGCCCGCUACCGCAAACCAACCGGCUCCUCUGCAACAGCCUCCACAUCCACCGGAAGCCAUGAAGACACGGUUCAUAUCCCCCGCGCGCCCGCGUCGACCUCUGAGGCCAAGAAGGAGCUAAAGGCCGCAGUCAAUGACCAAGCAGCCAGGACAUCUAACGGCUUUUCACUCCUGGACGUUCUGCGUGUACUCGGUGGACUGGCAAUACUUAGCGCGGGGCUGUCGUAUCUGAGCACGAGCGGGGAGAGCAUGACCUGGGGCUACAACGCGAAGUGGACGCGGAUGCGAGAGUGGAAGAACCUCGUCAGAGGACAGAUCUCGCUGACCGACAUCGAGCUGCUCCAGUACGACGGCAGCGACCCACAGAAACCCAUCUACCUUGCGCUCAACGGCACCAUCUACGAUGUCUCCAGCUCGCCACAGACAUACGGACCCGGUGGGAGCUACCACUUCUUUGCAGGCCGCGACGCCGCGCGCGCGUUCCUCACGGGGUGCUUUAUCGAGGACGCGGUUCCAGAUCUGCGCGGCGUAGAGCGCAUGUUUGUCCCUAUAGAUCCAGAGAAGAAAGAGGGUGCGACCGCUGAGGUCAUAGAAAAGGCGAAGCAGAGGAAGGAGUUGAGCAAAGGCGAGAUCAAGAACAGGCACGCGCAGGACUUAAGGGUGGCGAAGCAGCAGAUGGUGCAAGGGCUGGAGAGCUGGCAUGCAUUGUUCAGUGGAGCAAAGGGGAAGCCGUACUUCAAGGUGGGAACUGUGAAGAGGCCACAGGGUUGGGAGAAGCUUCUGCCUGAGAGGCCGCUUUGUGAGCAAGCUGAGAAGAGCAGGCCGGUCAGGAAGUACGAGUAA
Molecule: messenger RNA, 855 nt
Organism: Boeremia exigua
Lineage: Eukaryota; Fungi; Ascomycota; Dothideomycetes; Pleosporales; Didymellaceae
Exons: 2
Coding region: 1-855 (284 amino acids)
Cellular component (GO): membrane; endomembrane system
Source: RefSeq, a predicted model, not a curated record